Messenger RNA from Candidula unifasciata, 423 nucleotides. NCBI's taxonomy places the organism in Eukaryota, Metazoa, Mollusca, Gastropoda, Stylommatophora, Geomitridae. The record is from the annotation of a GenBank genome assembly.
AUGUCUAAGAGAGGACGUGGUGGUUCAGCCGGAGGAAAAUUCCGCAUCUCCCUGGGUCUCCCAGUGGGAGCAGUCAUCAACUGUGCUGACAACACAGGUGCCAAGAACCUGUUUGUUAUUGCUGUCCACGGGAUCAAAGGUCGCCUCAAUAGGCUGCCAGCUGCUGGUAUCGGGGACAUGUUCGUUGCCACGGUGAAGAAAGGAAAGCCAGAGUUAAGAAAAAAAGUUAUGCCAGCUGUGGUUAUACGUCAGAGAAAACCCCUAAGAAGAAAGGAUGGAUUGUUUCUCUAUUUUGAAGAUAAUGCGGGUGUCAUUGUGAAUCCUAAAGGCGAGAUGAAAGGUUCAGCAAUUACAGGCCCAGUUGCCAAAGAGUGUGCAGAUUUGUGGCCUCGAAUUGCUUCUAAUGCUAGUUCUAUUGCAUAA